ACGGCAUUCACCUAUUCUUCAAUGGUGGUUUCCGCGCUGCUUUAAAUCGGGGCGACGACGCAUGUGGUGAGCUUGAUUGCGUGGAGUGUCGCAGAUCGAGCUGGGAACGCCCUUCUCUAAUCACUUCAUAAGUGGUCUUGACGAGGAAGGAGCAGGGAGAUUGGAUUGGAGCAUGUGCUGCAGUGGAAAAGAGACGCUUAAUUGAGGAGGUCUUGCUGCAGUUUACGGUUAUCAAACGGAGUCUUUUGUGUGGAGCCGUAGCGGGGUCGAGGGAAGAGAUUGUUGGGCUCUAUCGAGCCGUCGUCUCACAGUGAGGAACCGUCAGAGUUUCUCUUAGAAUUUCAGGCGAUAGAUUCCAAGUGGAUGAUUCAAGUGGAUAAUUUCAAGUGGAUGAUUCCCGUGUGGAGAUUGUGUGAAUGAGACUGGGUUUGAUCUGCACACAGAGAGGACGUCAAUUGCAGGAACACUCUGACGGAUUUCAAGAAUUUGGGCGAGAAGAGUAGCCAGUUCGCGGGAUUCAAGUUUUGAUAAUUUCAUAGAUCAAGUGCAUUAUUCGUUUUAAUUGAGGAGCCGAGUCUCGAGUUGCAAUAUGGCAGAUACCAAUGUUAUUAGUUUCGAAGCUUCUUCUCACGAAGUAAUUUAUGUCGAGAAAACUUAACAGUCGAUUUAUGUCCAUGCCGGAGUGCUUCAACAACUACAUCAAGCUGCGAACGAUAGUCACCUGUUACACGAACGUGAGGAUUCUGAGGAUAUGUACUUGUCUUGUCAAAGCCCUGUAAUCGUGUCCAGAACUGACUCAUUGAGGAGCACGAGUAGUUUCCGUAGGGAUUCCUCUUUUAAUGCUUCCGAAUGUAGCUCGAGUGGGAUGAAACAGAUCAUUAGAAAGGCAUCUCAGAGGACAUCGAUUGCCGGUCACGACUCAAAUUCUAUGGAAAGCCGGGUACUUGAAGAGGUUGAGCACGGAUUCAAAAACAAAUUCCAAGAGGAAGGAAGGGAGUGCGCUAGAGAAUUCCAUGAGUUUCAAGACUUAGCCAAUUGUUUGCACGGAGGGAGAGCUCUCAGAAAGAACAAAUUGCAGAAGUUAUUGUGCAUAACCGGAGUGGCUAGCGCUUGUGACUUUAUUGCAAACCCACGUAGGAUCUUUCAGUCUAAAAAUGGCUGUCCUGGUCAUCCCUGUGCUCGAGAGGUGGCGGCAGUUUCGAAGAAAGGCUUGUUCAGUGGAUGUUUCGCCCCUUUUGUAGAUGGUGCUCUGCCUCAGUUGGGCUCACCAUCACAACAGCAAACGAGACCCAUCUUCCAAUUUACGAAGGUCGAAUCCACCCAACGCGACUUUCCAGCAUGGACAAUGGAGGAGUACAUGACGAAGAAUGGAAGGAUCCAGGAGUGGAUGUAUAGGAAGGAUGACGGAGAGUUCGGAGGAAUCGAGGGAAACAAUUUAAUGAGUCAUUACUUGGACGAUGAUAUCGUAAACUCUGACGACACAGAUAGCGACUGAGAGACUGAGGGACUAGACGAAACAAUUUUAUCACCACCCAACUAUCAAUAUUCACGUAGGCAUCGGCUGAGGUUGAAGCUGUACAUCUAUAAAUGCAAAUCGACAGACCGGCUCUUUGAUAUUAACAAAUGAGGACACCUACACGAUCAAGCGCUAAUUCUCAAACAAAUCUGACCGACAGGAAUUUUCAUUUUAAAGAUGCUUCGCUGAGGAUCGAAUCAGGGUCACUGCUUACACAUGUAAGCAGAUCUGAGAAAAUGCCCUGUAAAUGGCUAAAUGGUGAGAAUUGCAACGGGAACCUCUCACCACGUGUUGAACGCUAGCUGCCACUCCGCACCCAUUGGGGAGAAAGCCCUUUUUGCGAAAUAUCACCGAUGGAAAGUUUGCGGAACCUUAAGUAUCCCGUACCUGCGCUCGUCUAUACUCGUAUAGUUAUAGCAACGUCACCUGAUUUAACCAGGCUUGAGUACUUUCAUCACCUUAUGGAAAUCUGUCUGUCAUCUCUUAGAUCAAACAGAUGGCCAACGUCAUGGUGGCAUUAAAGUUGAAGCAGGACUAGGACCGAAGAAUUUUAUCCAUUACAAUCAAAUACUCGGUCCUGUAACAUAGGCGCUUAGAUCACAACGGAACAGUCCUCAGCACAAUGUGUGAUCUAUCAGUUCUGUACAAUACUAUGAUCUCCGCGUCUGUGUGGGGAAACAUACAGUAGUCUUCACCGGGGUUCUACAAUAUGGACUCGAGGAGUUGGCAUCGAUACCCCUGUUCAGCCUGUCUUGGAGAUGACUGUCUUAUUUCCGGAGCUGAUGAAGCUCCACGAGCUCCCCUGCUGUUGAGAUUGCGAUCAGCGUGGGAAGAGAGUUGAUUAGCUCAUCCAUUCGGGAGGAGCGAAUAACUUGCCGAAGCUUUGUGAGACAGGAAUUGACUGAGUGUAAUUGUUUUAAAAUUUGAAACAGAUAAAAUAGACGGACAGAAGUUUCUGCCAAUAAUGAAGUAUCACUUCCACUUCGAAGAGUUGAUGCCAAUUUUGAUCCA
Physcomitrium patens is the source of this 2527-nucleotide messenger RNA. The record is from RefSeq and is a predicted model, not a curated record. NCBI's taxonomy places the organism in Eukaryota, Viridiplantae, Streptophyta, Bryopsida, Funariales, Funariaceae.